This is a messenger RNA of Heterobasidion irregulare TC 32-1, 1058 nucleotides long. RefSeq lists its product as uncharacterized. The record is from RefSeq and is a predicted model, not a curated record. Lineage: Eukaryota; Fungi; Basidiomycota; Agaricomycetes; Russulales; Bondarzewiaceae. Bases 28 to 453 code for a protein of 141 amino acids. The transcript has a single exon.
GCAACCCCGAGGUCUGCGAACAACACCAUGAACAUCCCAUCCUAUGUCUCUGAUGCAGACAUGGAAGCCGACGCGCAGGAGCUCGAAUUCCCUGCUCCGCCCGCCGCCGUGCAUCACCACAGCAGGAUUGACUCCAACCCGCCCAUCCUUCCCGAGAUCCUCGUGCAGAAUCGCGCGUUCUCUCCCGUCUCGGUCGACUUUUCGCUCCCUGUCAGCGCGCACGGCUCCCCGUCGCCGUUCCGCACCGAGUUUGGCGACGUCCGCACGCCGCCGCCUGUAGCGGUGCUCAACAGGGCCAGCCCCCUCGCCACCUCGGCCCCUGUGCAGGCUGAACCGGCGGAGGCUCCGCGCCGCGAGCCCAAAGCUGAGGGACAAGCGCAAGGGCACGCGCAGAAGAGGCCAGACACGGUCUACACCAUCUACGAUGAAGAAGACGCGUACGGAGGGAUCUAAGCGUGCUCGCCGGCCCCCACGUGUGCUAACAUCCACGCGCCGUCCCGGUCGACGAUGCGACGAAUUUGACUGUAUUGAAAUCUCGUGUCUGCAUCGCAGUCUCCUCCAACCGUACAAAUUCUGUGUAUCCUGUGUUCCCCUCUGUGUUCGCGUUGUCCACUGCCCCUAACUAUUUACUCCCCUCUUCUCCCCUACCUCUUCUAUCAUAAACAUGUGGGUCGUCUGUUUUCCCUUUGUCUGGUUAAUCGGCGCCGGUGCCAAACCUUCUGUUCUUUUCUGUCCGUUGAUGGUGGGCGUUGGCGCACGCGGUGGCGUCCAGAGCUGGAUUCUGCGGGAUGUCCUGCUCUCCGUCCCUUGUCCUCUUACCUACCCUCCUCCGUGUCCAGUGCCCGAUGCGGCGCGAUUGUUCUUUCCUAGGAAUGUGGACUCGGUCUUCUCAGGCCUGGUUCCGGUCCUAUUUUACUUCCACCACCUGCGUGCUAACGAGCCACAAGUCGUUGAUACCCUCCGUUGUUGUGUCACUGUACCUGAGCUCGGGGCCCUUGGCAUUUUUAAUCCAGCUGCUCAUCGUGGCUGAUUGGUAUUAUCGAAGUAUUAUUGAUCGC